Molecule: messenger RNA, 2059 nt
Organism: Phodopus roborovskii (desert hamster)
Lineage: Eukaryota; Metazoa; Chordata; Mammalia; Rodentia; Cricetidae
Product: dimethylaniline monooxygenase [N-oxide-forming] 3
Exons: 9
Coding region: 92-1723 (543 amino acids)
Molecular function (GO): NADP binding; flavin adenine dinucleotide binding; N,N-dimethylaniline monooxygenase activity
Source: RefSeq, a predicted model, not a curated record
CCAUCAGGUACACAGCAUUUUCUCUUUCAGACUCCCCAGGAGACUCAGGGCUUAAACACUCAGAAGAAAGGAAGACAAGGAAAAGGCACCCAUGAAGAAGAGAGUGGCCAUCCUUGGAGCUGGCAUCAGUGGCCUGGCCUCCAUCAGGAGCUGUCUGGAGGAGGGGCUGGAGCCCACCUGCUUUGAGAGGAGCAAUGAUGUUGGGGGUCUGUGGAAAUUCUCAGACCAUAUAGAAGAGGGCAGGGCUAGUAUUUACCGCUCAGUCUUCACCAACUCUUCCAAAGAAAUGAUGUGUUUUCCAGACUUCCCCUUUCCUGAUGAUUUUCCCAACUUUAUGCAUAACAGCAAGCUCCAAGAAUACAUCACUUCAUUUGCCAAAGAAAAAAACCUUGUAAAAUACAUACGAUUUGAGACAUUUGUAACCAGUAUAAAUAAAUGUCCCGAUUUCUCAGUUACUGGCAAAUGGGAAGUUACCACUGAAAAGAAUGGUAAAAAAGAAACAGCUGUCUUUGAUGCUGUAAUGAUUUGUUCUGGGCAUCAUGUAUAUCCCCAUCUACCCAAAGACUCCUUUCCAGGACUGGACCGUUUUAAAGGCAAAUGCUUCCACAGCAGGGACUAUAAAGAGCCAGAGAUGUGGAAGGGAAAACGAAUCCUGGUGAUUGGCUUGGGGAACUCAGGCUGUGACAUUGCUGCAGAACUCAGCCACAUAGCUCAACAGGUCGUCAUCAGCUCCAGAAGUGGAUCUUGGGUGAUGAGCCGGGUCUGGAAUGAUGGCUACCCCUGGGACAUGAUGGUGAUCACUCGAUUUCAAACUUUCCUCAAGAACAACUUACCCACAGCCAUCUCUGAUUGGUGGUACAUGAGGCAGAUGAAUGCAAGAUUCAAGCACGAAAACUAUGGCUUGAUCCCUUUAAAUGGAACCCUCAGGAAAGAGCCCGUGUUCAAUGACGAGCUCCCAGCCCGCAUCCUGUGUGGUACUGUGUCCAUCAAGCCUAAUGUGAAGGAGUUCACAGAGACAUCUGCUGUAUUUGAAGAUGGGACUGUGUUUGAGGCCAUUGACUGUGUCAUCUUCGCAACAGGCUACAGUUAUGCCUACCCCUUCCUGGAUGACUCCAUCAUCAAAAGCAGAAAUAAUGAAGUCACCUUGUACAAAGGCAUCUUCCCUCCUCAACUGGAGAAACCAACCAUGGCAGUGAUUGGCCUUGUCCAGUCCCUAGGUGCUGCCAUCCCCACAACUGACCUUCAGGCACGCUGGGCUGCACAAGUAAUAAAGGGAACUUGCAUUUUGCCUUCUGUAAAAGACAUGAUGGAUGAUAUUGAUGAGAAAAUGGGGAAAAAACUCAAAUGGUUUGGCAACAGUGAGACUAUCCAGACAGAUUAUGUUGUUUACAUGGAUGAACUGGCCUCCUUUAUUGGAGCAAAGCCCAAUAUCCUACAUCUGUUUCUCAAGGAUCCCAGAUUGGCCUUGGAAGUGUUCUUUGGCCCCUGCAGCCCCUACCAGUUCCGCUUGGAAGGCCCAGGGAAAUGGUCAGGAGCCAGGAAUGCCAUCCUAACCCAAUGGGACCGGUCACUGAAGCCUCUGAAGACACGCGUCGUUGGCAUUCAGAAGUCUUGCUUAUACUUCCGUUUGCUCAAGCUCCUUAGUCUUCCUAUUCUGCUCAUUGCUCUCUUUCUUUGUGUUGAUCUGAUCGCGAUUCCCUCUAUAAUUUCUGGUAGUCACUGACAAUAACCAUGCAGAAACUUUGCUAUUGAAAAACUAAGAUUUCAUGCCUCUCCCUUUCCUGUUCAAGAUCAAUUGGUAGGAUAGGGAGGCAUAUUAAUUAGUAAGAAGGACAGUGUUUGCUCUGGCCUUAUAAACAAGUCCAGUUCAGAAUCAUGUCUUCAGGGGCAUAAGUCUAUUCUCUUUAAGUUCCACUACACUUCAUAAUGAGAACUGUCUUUGUUAAACUUGAAUCAUUUUCUGAAACAGUUGGAAGCGGUUCCUUUUCCCUUUUAAAGAAAGCUUGAAAGAUGUACUUCAAAUACAAACAGUGAAUAAAAUCCAUCAUGCAGAAUAUGA